UGUGGCGUCACCAGUGGCGGCGAGGCGCGGCCGCCGAGCUGCGCCCCUCCGGCCCCGCGGCCAUGCCCAAGCGGGGCUGCCCCUUCGCGGACGCGGCCCCGCUGCAGCUCAAAGUCCGCGUGGGCCAGAGGGAGCUGAGCCGCGGCGUGUGCGCCGAGCGCUAUUCGCGGGAGAUCUUCGAGAAGACCAAGCAACUCCUUUUUCGAGGGGCCCAGGCCUACAUGGACCACGCGUGGGAGGAAGACUGCGCUAUCGUUGACCUGCCGGAGUCCCCAAAGCCCAGCCCCACGGAGGCCUCUCGGGCAGCACGUGGACAGAUGCUAAUCGGCCCGGAUGGCCGGCUGACCAGGAGCCGGGCCCAGGCCGCCGAAGCCGACCCGUCUGGGGCAGCAUCCGGAGCCUGCUCCUCGUGCGUGCGAGCCGUGGACGGGAAGGCGGCAUGUGGCCAGUGUGAGCGUGCCCUCUGCAGGCUGUGCGUGCGCAGUUGCGGCGGCUGUGGGGCCGUGGUCUGCGCCGUGUGUGCCCUCGUGGACUGUGGUGACGUUCACGAGAAGGUGCUGUGUGCCAGCUGUGCCAUGUUCGAAGCCUGAGCCUGCGCGUGCGUGAAUGGCAGCCCCGCCUGGACGGCUGCGCCUGUGUCAACGUGGAGAAGCCGGGGAGCGGCCUUUCGUUUUAUAUUUUGUACUCCUGAGGACAGAAGUGAAUAAACCCUUUAUAUUUGGACAAGA
This is a messenger RNA of Equus quagga, 728 nucleotides long. It is a transcript of the gene SIVA1, whose product is annotated as SIVA1 apoptosis inducing factor. Gene Ontology annotation, biological process: extrinsic apoptotic signaling pathway. Lineage: Eukaryota; Metazoa; Chordata; Mammalia; Perissodactyla; Equidae. The record is from RefSeq and is a predicted model, not a curated record. Gene Ontology annotation, molecular function: CD27 receptor binding. The coding region runs from base 63 to 590 and encodes 175 amino acids. The transcript has 4 exons.